Molecule: messenger RNA, 1135 nt
Organism: Cydia strobilella
Lineage: Eukaryota; Metazoa; Arthropoda; Insecta; Lepidoptera; Tortricidae
Product: trichohyalin-like
Exons: 5
Coding region: 120-1115 (331 amino acids)
Source: RefSeq, a predicted model, not a curated record
CAUUACAUCGACAUUGGACAAUUUUUUUUGACAAUUACAAUUUACCUAUUUGUCGACUAUUUUACGUUUCAUUUGUAUAAUUUAUUUUUAAUCGAAAUCUUUUAAAACAACGGUUAAAGAUGGCAAGCGACAUAGACAAACGUAAUUUUGGGGACAGCGCCCGGAAUAGCAAUUGCGUAACCGCUAGGAAAGCAUCUAACCACGUUUUCGAUGGGGCUGGCGAGAACAUACAUUACUAUAGCGAUUCUGAUUCCGUUGCUUCGAGGAAGAGUAAGACGAGAUAUAUAAACUCGGCGAUAUAUAUUGAGCCGGUGGAGGCUUCGCAGUCGGUGACGUCGCUGCUUUCGGGGCCGUCUUGUGCGGACGUCACUCCACACCCGCACAGCUCUUACAGAAGCAACUCAACUCCCUUCCUCUCCGGACGAGCAUCAUCAUCCUCCAGCAUCAAACGCAAAUCCUGCCGCCUACAGCUCGAUCCCACUCGAGAUGACGAGACUCCUCGCGAUGACCGCACGUACAGAGAGGGACAGGACACGUUCAGAUUGUCUGUCGCAUCGGUUUCUACCACCACUACUGCUAAGGAGGAGAGAGAAAGGAAUGAAGCGAAGAAGAGACAGGUGUUUGAGCAGUGGUUGGCGCGGAAAGAAAAAGAGAAACGCGAAAAGGCCCGCCUAGAGAAACUCAAGCAUCAGCCACAACCAACCACAACGCCAGAGCAACGCGAGGAAUCCUACCGCCGUUGGCUCGAACGCAAGCGCACACAGAACGAGCGUCGGAAAGCUGAGAAUAUCGUGGAUAAGUUCAAAAAUGCCGAGCGACAGACGGAGGAGAGGAAUACGCGUGAACGAGCGAAGGAGGAGAAGCUCGCUGAUUGGAUUAGGAGGAAGGAAGAGGAUAUGAAACUAAUGAAGACUCGCGAAGAGCGCCGAGCAGCACGUAUCGCUAUCGAGGAGCAACGCAAGCGAUCUGAAGGCGAGCGCGCGUACCGCGACUGGCUACGAACCAGUAGGAACAAGCCGUUACCCGUGCCGCUCAACCAGGGAGAGCUCAGUAUGCGGGGAUCAGUUUCCAAGAUGUACAUCAACCCCAUCCCAUGGCAGUCCCCUAAUACAUGACGGAUCCAGUUAUUUGCGUC